UCUAAUUCCCUCUCACUUGACCCUGGUUCUAUUGUUCUGUCCUUCUUUUUUCUAUUUUUCUAUUUUUUUUUGGUAUUGAUUCCCCACCAAAUGAACCGCCUAUCUGCGUCAUGGACCCCUCCAAGCGCGACGACCCUCCAGCUUCAUCCACACCCUCAGAAACAAUCAUGGCACCAACUCCCACCAUCGAUCGUGUAGACCACUUGCAUUGUAUGAAUAAUCCAUCAAUGCUUCUCUCCGUAUCUUCCUCCGCUUCCUGUCUCUUAUCUCCCGCAAAUGCCCCCGCGCGCUCUACAUCCCCUCAGGCCCAUAAAGCCCCUCGGCGCAUCUCUAGUUCUAGCUCUCUGAGAGAUGAACAUCUACAUGCCGGUUUAAAAAAGCGCUCGUCUACUGCGUCGCUGCGAUCCAUCCAUAACAACAGUAGAGCGUCAACAUCCCCCCACCGCAGUGUAUCGCAACAUACAUCCUCGUCCCUUGCCAGCUCCCCUACCGCCACCACACCAACCACGUUAACGAGCCACAACAUGCUGUCAAAAAAGUCGCGUCAUGCAAAAGAAAAUGAACACCCAGCCCCUACCGCUGCUUCUAUUGCGAUAGAUCAUUUUCAAAGAGAGGUGGGGUUGCAUCAAUCCGCGGAUCUACAAUCGCAAACGCUUGUGGUAAUUCAUGAUGCAUGUUAUGGUCAUCGUUUCUCACGGCCUCGUACCUCUAGAGUAGCCCUAAACGCCAUUGUCGAAAGGCCAGAGCGAAUCCUAGCGAGUGUCCUGGGUGUGUCUGCGGCUUAUGUGCGUCUUGCUCACCGGUAUGAAGGGGGGAGGUUCCCCCCCCGCCCAGAUAUGAACCUUGACGAGCUUCCUGUACCCCCUUUCCAGAUACGCAGGACGGCCCGGUCUAUGCCACUGAGCUCACCGGCAGUAACGCACGUACAUGGGUCCAGGUGGAUGGAUGAUCUGAAAACUAUGUGCGACGCGGCAGAAUCGCGACUCGCGCUGAACGGUAAGGAAUUGGUACGACCCCCGAGUGCGGGAAAGGAAGGGGCCAUGGCCGAUACCCCUGGAUUUCAUGAAGGUGACUUAUACCUGUGCUCGGAGUCUUUGGACGCAUUCGAGGGGGCUUUGGGCGGCGUCUGUGAGGGCGUCGACGCGGUCUUUGGCCCAGGUUCGACGAAACGCGCGUUUGUGUCGAUUCGUCCUCCAGGUCAUCAUUGCUCAUCGGACCACCCGUCGGGAUUUUGCUGGAUCAAUAAUGUCCACGUAGGCAUCUCCUAUGCUGCCAUGACUCAUGGGUUGACUCAUGCGGCCAUUCUGGACUUUGACCUUCAUCAUGGCGAUGGCUCGCAGGAGAUUGCAUGGGAGCAGAACCGAAAGGCUGCUGCAGCCCCUCGAAGCGCAGCAAACUACAGAAAGACUGCUAUUGGAUAUUUUAGCCUUCAUGACAUCAACUCGUAUCCGUGCGAGAUGGGCGAACCGGAGAAAGUGCGCAAUGCAAGUGUAUGUAUUGAUAAAGCACAUGGUCAGUCGGUGUGGAACGUUCAUCUGGAGCCGUGGAAGACCGAGUUGGAAUUCUGGGAGCUCUACGCGUCCAAGUACGCAGUGCUGAUCGAAAAAGCGCGCGCAUUCCUGCGGCUUCACACUGAACGUCUUGCUAGUACCCCGAAUCGAUCGUCACCUGUGGCCGCUAUUUUUAUCUCUGCAGGCUUCGAUGCAAGUGAAUGGGAAGGAGCCGGCAUGCAGAGACAUAAGGUGAAUGUGCCUACCGAGUUCUACGCCAAGUUCACCGCAGAUGUUGUGCGAAUGGCAGAAGAGGAGGGUCUGGGUGUGGAUGGAAGAAUCAUCAGUGUUUUGGAGGGAGGUUACAGUAAUCGUGCUUUAAUAACGGGUGUUUUGAGCCAUCUGUCGGGGUUAGGGGAUGCGAGAUCAUGCUUGGCGCCAGGUGAGGUGGACUACAUGGCCGAUCGCUUGACGAACGAGAUGACGGACCGGUUGGGCCUGCUUGACAUUUCGGCUAAUGUCCAGCACCCAAUACGUCUGCCUGCUUAUGACAGUGCUUGGUGGUCGCCAGCUAUACUGGAGGAACUAGACGCCUUGGUAUAUCCGUCACCGGCACCUACGAAGCUUCGUGAGAAGUCUGCACCGACCUACUUUGCUCCCACCCAAUCGUUUACCGCGAAAGUAGUCAUGCCCCCUCGGGAUCGAAAAUCAACUGGUUCUCAGGUCAGCGUAGAAACCGAGGCUCCGCAAUUGCCGCCGGUUGGAUGGGCUACUGCAGCGCAUGAACUGUCCAAGGUUCUCAUCCCGAGCCAUCGGCAAACCACAAGCUGUCGGCCGGAAGAGCUCAAUGCAGAAGCCACACGUCUCCGACGGGAACGUCAAUCGGCCGCCCAGCACACCAGCAUCCCUCCAGCCGAGCCUGAGGAAAGCCGGAUGAAACUUCGCGCAAGGAAACCCAAGACUCCGUUGCCCGAAACCCCAAAAGCAGAAAUAUCUAAACGGUCUGCCAUCGAUAAAAAUCGCAGAACCACCAUCGAACGUGCCAGUGACCUACCUGAUCCGUCCAUCGACAAGUCGCCUACUACGCGCAGCACAACCCGUAGAAAGAGUGCUGCUUACACCAUCGUUUCAACCCCAGAACACAGAGCCAUGGGCGAAAAGUGCGUUCGCUCGGCAUCGGCAGCUAGCGUGCGAAGGUCUAGCAACUCUCGAUCUACGACUCCUAGGCGCCCCUCGAGCCCUCAAAAGGCGCCUCCUGUCCCUCGGGUUCCGUCCGCAUUCUCGAAGUUGUCCACUGGCGAAGGACCAGCCGUCGUGCCAUCCAGCAUGCAGGAUACAACGCAGGACGAUGUGGAUAGUUUGACAGCAGGCGUCCGGAAACUCAAUAUUAAGCUGAAAGUGCCGUCUCCCGAGGAACACGCCGCGCGAGAAAAAGAGCGCGAGCGACGGGCUUCGAAGGGGGGAGCUAAGACAUUGAAGGCCCCCAAGAAGACCUCCGGCAUCAAGGGCUUAACUGCUCCCACUAAUAAGGUGGCGGGUCGUUCAACCACGGCUCUCGCGAGUGAUCUUGCAGGAGAUUCCCCCGCACCGUCGCUGAAUACUUCCAGCACGGUGACCGGCUGGAGUGACUCGAGUAAAUCCGCAGAAAUGUCCUCGGCGGCCUCAUCCCAGGUGCUUCUCCCGGGAAUGGCAUUCUCUCCCCCCGUUACACCGGGAACUACGCAUGAUGUUCCGCGUCCGCAAUCCGCGUUAUUUUCUCCUCCAACAUCUGAGCCCUCCUCCAAGACCGGCAUUCCGGUAUUUACAUCCAGUAGCUCCAUUCCUUUUGCGUCAGCGAGUGCCACCCACGGUGACGUCUCCCCCAACGCAACCACACAGCCACCCCUCUAGUUGGGCUAGGGACAUUGCCUCUGAUUCAUCUGAAUCCUGAUAGGUCUUUUAAUUUUUGGGAAACACUCUAUUCCGUCCGAUUUUUGAUAUCCACCUUUCCUACCACGUUUACUUUGUCAGAUGAUGUACCCUUUGGUUUUGAGUGAUUGCCUUACAUCCACCUCUGGCACCUUUUGCCCGAAAGUUUCACAUCACAUAACAUAUCCCUCCAGUUUUUGUUGCACUUUGUCGAUAUACCCCUUUAGGUGUUGGAGUUGUCAUUUAAAGAAUCCUUGUUAGGAACAGAACAGAACUA
Molecule: messenger RNA, 3675 nt
Organism: Aspergillus alliaceus
Lineage: Eukaryota; Fungi; Ascomycota; Eurotiomycetes; Eurotiales; Aspergillaceae
Product: histone deacetylase hosB
Exons: 1
Coding region: 111-3380 (1089 amino acids)
Cellular component (GO): nucleus
Molecular function (GO): histone deacetylase activity
Source: RefSeq, a predicted model, not a curated record